Molecule: messenger RNA, 654 nt
Organism: Nezara viridula (southern green stink bug)
Lineage: Eukaryota; Metazoa; Arthropoda; Insecta; Hemiptera; Pentatomidae
Source: the annotation of a GenBank genome assembly
AUGGAGAGGUUCGGUCAGAAUCUUCUUGGAGAAUCCAAGACCGCUUCUUCGCGAUCCUUCUCCUAUGGAAAAGUACAUUCUCAGCGUACCCCUACAGGAGGCGCCAACAAGACACUACAAUCCGAUGCGGAGUCCAGUCCUCCUCCUACAAGAAGUGCCAGGAAUGUGGAGCCGGAAUGGAAAAUGGAUUGUCUGUCAAGACCGUGGUUCUCUGCCGCAUGUCUUUCUUUGGCACAUUGUGCUCAAAAUUAUCUUAUUAGACAAAACCGUUGCGCGGCUUCUUCCAGGGACAAGAAAAGAAUCACUGAGACCUUGCAAGGAGCGCCCAACAAUAUCUCCAGGAUGGAAGUAAUAAACCUUUCGAUUCUGUCAUUACUUCUAUCCAUGUCGACACUCAGCAUCACCAGCCAGCUAUGGGACCUCAUGAGUCUGUUAACCCUCUUGUUCCGAAAGAUAACAAAAGAAUACGAUGAUGGUUCCAUCGCUGCCUUAGAAAGGAUAUCAACAUAUGGAGAUUCCAUCAAAGACAUUUACGGCCCUUUCCUAUUCAUCGCGGACCUGUUUUUGUUCAAAUACCUUUCUCCAGAACUGACUGGGCAGGAUUCCAGAGGCUGGAGAAAGGAGGAUCCACACGGUACUGCUCAUCUUUCCUAA